GUUUCAUCGCCGAAGGAAUAUAAUUCUCCGGUGAACUUCUCUUCUUGUUACACGAAAUACCUCAGAAAUUGUGACAUUUUUUAUUCUUUUCGCGAUCUUUUGUUGUUUGUUUUGUUGUGUCAUUGUGUUCCUUUUUUUGCUUUGGAUGUUGGCCGCAACACUGGAUGCAUGAAGACUCUAUGCUUUGGAUUAUUGGAUAUGGACUCCAACGUCACACAGACCCAGGGAGGGGAACGUGUCGUUUGGGAGUACCAUACCGUGACCUUGGGCAGGGUUGCGGGAUAUGGAUUUGGCAUUGCAGUAAGUGGGGGCAAAGAUAGCCCUCAUUUCUCUAGUGGAGAUCCAGCUAUUGCCAUCUCAGACGUCCUUAAGGCAGGCCCUGCUGAAGGAAAACUGCUAAUAAAUGAUAGACUAGUCAGUGCCAAUGGAAUAUCAUUAGAAAAUGUGGAUUACACAAGAGCUGUACAAGUGUUAAGAGAAUGUGGAAAUUCUGUCAAUCUGGUCAUUAAACGCAAAGUAACCUCAUCAAACAAUACUAACAGUUCACAAGCAGUAAAAGUUACCCUUUCGAAAAGUAAAAAGAAAGAUGAUUUUGGGAUUGUUUUAGGAUGUAGAAUUUACGUAAAAGAAAUUACAAAUCAAUCUAGUAUAGAAAAAGAUGGUUCUGUUCAUGAAGGUGAUAUAAUAUUAAAGAUAAAUAGCAACAGUACAGAUAGUAUGACUCUAAAAGAAGCACGGAAAUUAAUAGAAAACACCAAGGAGAAAUUACAACUGGUGAUUAAGCGGGAAAACAAUAAUUCAUUUACCACGAACACAAAUGGACACCAAAUUACUAGCAAUGAUCAUUCACCAUCAUCUCCAUCUAAUUCAUUUGAUGCCAUCAAUGAACGAUCUCACUGGAGCAAUCAGAAUUUAUAUGUUCAACCCCCUACUAGAGGUGAAACCAAAAUACCACCUCCUUUACCUGAUCGGGGUGAAGAAAAAAAUAACUUGGCAAGGUUGCAGUCUGGUAGGAACAGAGGACCCAUUAUGGACAUAUCUCUAAGUCAAUUAGAUCAACCAGCAACUCCAUUACUAACUGGACAUGGGCAUUCUAGAGCUCCAGUUGGUUUAGAUGAUGAAGAGCCCUUACAAAGACCACCACUACCUCGCAUAGAUGAAUUCUCAGGACGUCAGUUCGAUGAAGAUCCACUUUCAAGGAGAAACAAAGCCAUACAACCAGAACCACGCUUCAUUUCCUUCCAAAAAGACGGCAGUGUUGGUAUACGUCUCACUGGAGGUAAUGAAGUUGGGGUUUUUGUGACAGCUGUGCAGCCUGGUAGUCCAGCUUCACUCCAAGGACUACAACCUGGUGAUAAAAUACUUAAGGUGAAUGAAAUGGAUAUGCGGGGUGUAACAAGAGAAGAUGCUGUUUUGUAUCUCCUAAAUAUUCAAGAUUUUGUAAAUUUAGUUGUACAGCACUUAAAAGAAGAGUACGAUGAAAUUGUUGCAAAUCAACGAGGUGAUUCAUUUUACGUCAGGACACAUUUUUCAUAUGAAGGAUCUGGUAAAGGAGAAAUUGCAUUUCAUGUUGGAGAGGUAUUCCAUGUCAUUGAUACUCUGCAUAAUGGUGUAGUUGGUUCUUGGUUAGUAUACAGGAUAGGAAGAAAUAAUCAAGAGAUUUUGAAAGGUGUUAUUCCAAAUCGAAACAGAGCUGAGCAGUGGGCACAAGAGCAACAAAAUCAAGCAAAAAAGGAUGCUGCUUCAGAAAGUAGGGGUAGCUUUUUUAAGAGAAGAAGUGCCCGUCGUUCCAAAUCCCUCAGCAAAGAUCAUUGGGAGGAUGUGGUCUUUGCUGAUGGAAUAUCAAAAUUUCCUGCUUAUGAAAGGGUUACUCUUAAGCAUCCUGGUUUUAUACGACCUGUUGUAUUAUUUGGGGCUUUAGCAGAUGUAGCUAGGGAUAAGCUACUCAAGGAUUAUCCAGAUAAAUAUGCUUCUCCACAAUUAGAUGGUCAUUUGGAUGAUAUACCUAAAAGUCAAAAGUCAUCAGGCAUCGUCCGGUUAAGUGCAAUCAAAGAGAUUAUUGAAAAGGGAAAACAUGCCAUAUUAGACAUUACACCUAGUGCAGUGGAUCGCCUUAAUUAUGCUCAGUUUUAUCCCAUUGUGAUUUUUAUGCGUGCUGAAAACAAACAUACAGUCAAAGAACUACGAUCUCGUCUAGCCAAAUCAAGUCAUAAAAGCUCAAAGAAAUUGUAUGACCAUGCUGUUAAACUUGAAAAACUGUGGUCUCACAUAUUUACUGCCACCAUCACAUUAACAAGUGCUGACAUGUGGUAUAAAAAGUUAAGAGAGACUAUUGACAAACAGCAACAACAGUCCAUCUGGAUAUCAGAAUCUAAACCUGAGGAAGCAAUAUCUGAUGACUUCCUUUUUCCUAUGACCUCUCGCCUGAGUUAUGCUUCAUCUCCAGAAAGUGAUUUAGAAUUAGCUACCGACAGUCGUCCUUCGGGCCUUCAAGAUCUCGGAUUGCCUGGUAGUGAUAGGCACAUGGUCAAAGCUUCCAGUGAUCCAAGUAUAGCCACGCAGGAUGAAAUGUCUGGCCCUCCUGGGUACAAUCAGUUGCCUGGUUAUACUACUGCCAGAUCUCGUCAGUUGCCAUUUGAAUUCCUACAGCAGCAACAGGAUUCACUACCACCUUCCUCCGAUGCAAGGGAUUCAAUUAGCCCAUCAAAAUACAACCCAGGAGGUGAAACCAUUUCGAAAGCUCGUUCACCCCACCAGCCAGAACCACCACCACGAGUGGACCGAGCGAACAAGCCUACUCAUUACCGAACUGCCCAAGAGAGACUUUUUGCUCGGGGUCGACACUCUCUCUUGAUUGAAGCUGGUCGUGAUCAACGUGAACCUCCAGAUUAUAUAAAUACUGGCGCUCAGCCUCAUUCAUUGGAAAGACAAAAUGGAAGACUGGGCACAUUUGACAGUUCAUCAUACAGCAGUGAUUCUUACAACCAGUAUGACAAAAACAGAGGAGAGGCCACCUAUGGUUCAAAUACUGGCAUGAACAGCCGAUCACCACAUAAUCCUUAUAAGUACACUAGAAGUACUGCACACCCAUCCCAAAAAUCUAUGAAUAUAGACCAUGGUAGAGUGCCACCUCCCAAUAAAUACAGUCGACAUCAUGAAGAGCGACCAACUCCACCUUCACCUCCUCCGAAACCUUCCAGUUAUCAACAAAGGAUGUCUGAUGGAAGACCUGUACCACCACCUAAACCAGGGCAAUACCAGUCAAGGCCAUGGAGACCUGAAGAUGAUGUUCCUCCUCCUCCUCAUGGUGGUAUGCGUCCCAUGCAACACGAUUUUUCAACACCCAAUCAUCGCUCAUCAGAAGCCAUGCCUCCUCCCUACACUCCCAACCAGAGAAGUCGCAACAGUCUGGACUUCAUGGGCUCUCCACCGUACUACACCCCCAGAAACUAUCCGCCCAACGACAUGCUCGUGUUGCCUCCUAAGCACUCGCCUCCUCCCCCUGUGCCAGAUGAGCAACACGAUGGCUACAGGAACCCAAAUCUCGGUUCUCCCAGUCGAAGACAUUAUAAAUCGGACGAUAACGGCGGAUUCGACUCCGGUCGUGGAAGUAGUUUGGACAGGAACUAUGACGUGCGGUCUUAUACAAAAGCCAUGGGGAAUCCCCCCUCUUGGCCAUCCGUGCACAUGAAUGGUGGGGGGCCUUACCACAAUGUGCCUUAUCGAGGGCCGUCGCGAAGGGACCCAAUUUAUCCACCACCAUAUGACCAUCAUUCUUCACCUCCACAGCCACCACCAUCCAGUCUCAUCGACCUGUCUAAUCGAGAAAAUAGGGGGAGUGCUUUCGAACUGUACAAGAAACCAGAUUCACGCUCACAGAUGGGAAUGCAAUCUUUAACUAAUGCUGAUAGAGCUAAAUAACUUUUUUUUAAAUCAUUCUUAAAAGCGAUACUUCCUUGUUGGUUACAACUGUUGGUCAUGUAUAGGCAAAGAGAAGGCAAAAUAUGUUCCAUGAAAAGUAGUCUGCCUGUUGUUGGAAAUUGUGAUAUGUUUUUGAUAUCUGGUGUAAAAAGAACUUUUAUCCUCAAAUAGAUAGAUAUUUUGGAAACCAAAUAUUUUGCUAAAAAGUUUGUUAAGCAUUUUAUAUACAAUCAAAAUUUAAUCUGUUGAAAAUUGUCAAUGUGUAAACAAUCACUCAUGCUAAAACAGUGUAACUCAAUACUUUUUAAAAAUGUGCUACAUGUGUUAAUGCAAAAUAACUACAUUUGCAUCUUCCGUUAAGAACACCCUGUCUCCCAAAGACACACAAUGUUUUGAGGAAAAAAAUAUGUAUUAAUGAAAGUGAAUAAAAAUUCCAUUGUAUUCACUGUUCUUCAUAAAUUUAACCAUAUGCUUCAGAGUCAAGCUUGCAAAAAUAUUCAGUUACAUUUUAAAUUGAGUUUCUGCACUUUUACUUUUGAAAUGCUUUUCAUUUUAUCAAUUAAAUUUAUGACAGUAAUGACUAGUUGCAAAACAUUCCAAAUAAGUGAGCUCUGUAAGAAAGAGCUGUGAGAUACUUAGAACCCUUGUUUUAACCCAUAUUGCCAAUCCUAGUAUGUUAAUUUACAUGCAUGUAUAAACAUACAUGCAUGUAUGAAUGCAUGCAUGCUCAAGAACACCCCCCCCCCCCUCCCUUCAGGAAAAUUCU
Molecule: messenger RNA, 4687 nt
Organism: Uloborus diversus
Lineage: Eukaryota; Metazoa; Arthropoda; Arachnida; Araneae; Uloboridae
Product: tight junction protein ZO-1-like
Exons: 29
Coding region: 169-3921 (1250 amino acids)
Biological process (GO): cell-cell junction organization; cell-cell adhesion; protein localization to cell-cell junction
Cellular component (GO): bicellular tight junction; plasma membrane
Molecular function (GO): cell adhesion molecule binding
Source: RefSeq, a predicted model, not a curated record